AAAAUAUGAUUUUGUAAAAAUUGCAAACAGUAUAACGCAACUUCGCAAGUGAUAUUAUUAACACACAUAAACGAUUUCUCAUUCAGUCACAGUAAUGACUUGUGCUUGCAAGGGUAUAAGAACUUGCCCCAUAUGUGAAUCCAGGGGUAAAAGUCAGAUUUUCAACAAUGACAACACUGAUGUGGAUGUGUAUUUAUACUGUCCAUCAUGUCAAAAGGGUUGGUUAGAAGGAAAGACGUGCCACCCAAACCACAUUGGUACAAGCAUAGAGUUUCCAGGCAUCUUCAUAAAGCAAGACUUUGUAUCUGAAACAGAAGAAGCAAAUAUUUCCAGCAAGAUAUAUCAGACUCCAUUUGUAGAAUCGCAGUCAGGUAGAAGAAAACAGGACUUUGGACCUAAAGUCAACUUCAAGAAAAAGAAACUAAAAUGUGGAAAUUUUUGUGGAUUACCAGAAUUUAGCAAAGAUCUUCAUGACAGGAUGUUGAAACUCGAUAUUCUGACAGACUUUGUCCCUGUAGAACAGUGUCACUUGGAGUAUUCCCCUGAAAGAGGUUCAUCAAUUGACCCUCAUUUUGAUGAUUUCUGGGUGUGGGGAGAGCGUCUUGUCACCCUAAACUUACUUUCUGACACAGUUCUCUACUUUGUUAGUGACGAACAUCCAAAUGUGGAAGUCCAAGUCCCAAUGUUCCAAAGGUCUUUAAUAGUGGUGUACGGGGCAGCCAGAGACAAGUGGAAGCAUGGUAUACACAGGGCAGAUGUCAAGAAGACUCGGCUAGCGGUCACUUUGAGAGAGCUCUCUCCAGAGUUUAGUAAGGGUGGAAAGAAAUGGGAUGAAGGAAAAAUCUUAUUGGAUAUAGCUCUGACCUUUAAGGGACAAGCUGUUGGCACUACUACUAAUGCAAGAUAAUGCUGUUAUCUUUUUAAUUACAGAUAAUUAUAUCAAUACCCAUAUUUUAUAAUGUGUAUUUGCUAUUGUAUUUAUUUAAUUUGCUUGUUGAUGUGUACAACUUAUGUGUGUGAAUAUAGUGAUUGACCAUU
This is a messenger RNA of Dreissena polymorpha, 1038 nucleotides long. RefSeq names its product alpha-ketoglutarate-dependent dioxygenase alkB homolog 4-like. Lineage: Eukaryota; Metazoa; Mollusca; Bivalvia; Myida; Dreissenidae. Gene Ontology annotation, molecular function: demethylase activity; oxidoreductase activity. Bases 95 to 907 code for a protein of 270 amino acids. Gene Ontology annotation, biological process: oxidative demethylation. The record is from RefSeq and is a predicted model, not a curated record. The transcript has 3 exons.